AUGAGGGCUUGUUCAUCUAAGUUUCUAGCUAACAACAUAUUGCAUCAAGUUGAAAGUAACCCCAAGAUCCCUACACGUGCUUUACUAGAGGACUUAGUACAGAGGUAUUCACUUUCAAUAUCAAAUAUGAAAGUAUUCCGGGCCAAAGCUAUGGCAAAACAAUAUGUUUAUGGUGAUUAUGAAAAGCAGUAUGGUGUUUUGAGAGAAUAUGCCAUGGAAUUGAAGUCAAAGAAUCAAGGAACAACUGUGAAGAUAGAUGUCGAAAUUGAACCCAAUGGUCUCUUUCCAGGACAAAUUCUUACUGCAGUUGGGCUUAAUUCAAACAAUGGCAUUUACCCAGUUGCAUAUGCCAUUGUAGAGACUGAAAAUAUUAACUCUUGGACAUGGUUUUUGGAACACCUGGGAAUCUUGGCUGCAAUAGAGAAGUUAUUUCCAUCAGCUGAGCAAAGGUUCUGUUUAAGACAUGUGUAUGACAACAUGAAAUUGAAACACAAAGGAGAUGAAUUGAGGGAAGCAGUAUGGUGUUGUGGAAAAGUAUACAACAUACCAAAAUUUAAUAGGGCUAUGGAGAAAUUGAAAAAGCUUAACCCAGAAGCACAUGAGUGGUUAAGUAAAAUUCCUGCAAAACACUGGGCAAGAUCCCAUUUCUCUGGAAGGGCAUUGACUGAUAGUUUGACAAAUAACUUGUGUGAGGUACUUAACUCCAAGUUAGAUGAGGCAAGGGACAAGCCUAUAAUCACUUGUUUGGAAUAUAUUAGAAAAUACCUCACAAAGAGAAUAGUAAGUGUUCAUAAGGUGCUAGACAAAUGCAAAGGUUCUCUAAGUACAACUGCAACAACAAUCUUAGAAAACAAUAAGACAGAGGCAAGUAAGAUGAGGGUCCUAUUUAAUGGAGCUGAUAAAUAUCAAGUGACUGGUCUAUGGAUGGAGCAGUAUGUUGUGAAUUUGAAAGAGAGGAGUUGCACUUGCAGGAAAUGGGACAUUACAGGUAUUCCAUGCCAGCAUGCUAUUGCUGCAAUGUAUGAUAAGAUGCAGAAUGGGUCAGAAUGUGGAGAUCCUGAGGCUUGGGUGAGCAAAUGUUACUGGCUCAGUACAUGGAAUGCUAUGUACCAACACACAAUUGACCCAAUAAAUGGAAGGAGCAUGUGGCCUAGAUCUGAUUGUCCAACAACCCUUCUCCCACCCAAACAUCACAAACAGGUUGGUAGGCCAAAGAAAAAAAGGAAGAGGCAGUUGAUGAGCCAACUCAAAGUAGUAGGUGGUGAAGAUGAGUGGUGGUGUGUGGUGGUGGUGGAAGUGGGAGAGGGUGGUGGGGGUGGGGUACUUGUUAUGAUGGGUGGUGCAUAUGUUAGUGGCGGUGGUGUUGAUGGGUGGGUGAUGUGGGUGGUAGUGGUGGGUGAUGAUGAUGGGUGGAUGAGUGGUGGUUGGUGGGUGGUGGUGGUGGUAAUGGUGGUGGGGGUUAUGGUAGCAGGUAGUAGUGAUGGGUGGUGGGGUGGUGAUGGUGGUGGUGGUCUUGGUGGGUGGGGAUGGUUGUGGCAGGUAGUGGUAAUAUAUGGUGGAGGCAGGUGCUGGUGUUCAGUGGGUGGGGUGGUGUUGGUGGGUGGUGGUGAUGGUGAUGGAGACGGGUGGUGGUGGAUAUAG
This is a messenger RNA of Lactuca sativa (garden lettuce), 1641 nucleotides long. The record is from RefSeq and is a predicted model, not a curated record. NCBI's taxonomy places the organism in Eukaryota, Viridiplantae, Streptophyta, Magnoliopsida, Asterales, Asteraceae.